GUUUCGAGAUUUAGAGUUAAUCUGUUUGAAUAAUAAAGAAAAAAAAAAAGAAAAAUAUAGACUGCAUCAUAUUUUGUGAACAUGGCGGCGGCCAGGGGAACGGUGUUAGUGGUGCUAUGGCUCACGGUGGUGAUGUCGAUGGGGCGGUGCUGGGCGGAGAACUUGGAAGAGAUGGAGCAGUCGGCUUCCAAGGUCAUGGAGGAAGCCAAAGAAUCCGCUGGUUCUUGGGCUGAUUGGGCUGCCAAUAAGUUCCAUGAGGGAUUUGGAGGGAAUGCAGAAGGUACACCAGAUGCAGGUCAAAAAUUCGUGGUGAAAGCCCAGGAAGCGGCUUCCAAGUCAACUGAUACACUCAACUCUGCUGCAUACGAAACAUCAAAAUACGCUUCUGAGAAGGCCAACGAGGCGGCAGAAACGGCUUCUGAGAAGAUCGGUGAUGGGAAGAAGUACGCUUCAGAGAAGGCGAGUGCAGCCAAGCAUAAGGCAUCCGAUAUGGUUGAAGGUGCAAAAAAAAGUGGGAAGCAUGUGGCAAAGGACGCCUAUGAGUCGGCAUCCGACAAGGCGGGCAAAGCUUCGGAUUUGGCUAGAGAGGCUAAGCAUAAAACGAAAGGUAAAGCUCAUGAGGCCUCUGAUAAGGCCACUCGAGCGAUGGACAGCACUGCCGAUGCUGCCCAUGAUGCCAAAGAAAAAGUAAAAGAGAAGGCGCAAGACGCCUCCCACAGUGCGUCUAAGAAAGCCCACAACGCCAAGAAAGCGGCAUCUGAUAUGGAAGAUGCUGCGUCCAAGAAGGUGAAGGAAGAGACUCAUGGUGCUAAAUCGAAGGCUAAAGAUACAGCAUCGGAUGCGAAGGAUUCUGCCUCAGGCACGGCCAGCCGGGCCACAGAAGUGGUGAAAGAUAAAGCAAAGGCUGCGUACAGUUCCGUGUCUAACAAGGCGGACGAAGCCCUCAAAACGACCAAAGAGAAGGCGGGUGCUGCCAAAGAGAAGGUGGCGGAUGCAAUGUCGAGUGGGAAACACAAAGUUUCCGAUACCGCUGAGACGGCCAAAACGAAGGUUGAGGAUACGUACAAGUCGGCUAAGGAGACCGUGUCUCCUUAAGAUAUGUAAAGUGGCUCAAGAUGGCUUAAGAAGCUGCAUGAAACGUAGGAGUUGAUGAUGUUAGAACACAGACCAUAAGUAGGGUUGUGCUGAGGUGGGUAUUACACUACCACCCGUGCAUAUAUUUAAUAAAUGUCCAUAAUACUCUUGGUUUACUUUAUUCAUAAUCAUUUUGAAUUU
Molecule: messenger RNA, 1275 nt
Organism: Sesamum indicum (sesame)
Lineage: Eukaryota; Viridiplantae; Streptophyta; Magnoliopsida; Lamiales; Pedaliaceae
Source: RefSeq, a predicted model, not a curated record